CCGAGCUUAGGAAUUAAUGCGGGAGAUGACGAUGGUUUAUACCUGAGAUUUCUUCCCACCAAUUUUUCGUGGCCAGCUAGCUUCCUUAACACAUAAAUUUGUACAUGUUUAAGUGUGUGUAUAGACUAAGAGAGAAAGGAACAGCGGCUCGUCAGAUCGGAUGGGGAAAAAUGAAGAAACAAGAAAGUGUUUUUCAGACACACGUACUGGUAAUGCCAUUGCCUGUCCAAGGCCACAUCAAUCCCAUGCUACAGUUCUCGAAACGCCUGGGUUCCGAAGGGCUGGAAGUCACACUAUGCACCUUCUCUGGUAAUAAGUCUAUGCCAGUCCAAGUCGGUCCUGUAAAACUUGAGCCAGUUUCUGAUGACCUUCAACUAGACAAUGAUCUAAAAACAGUCGAUGCCUAUCUGGAACGCUUCAAGGCAGUUGCGACCCUAAGACUACCAGAGAUCAUCGCGAAACGUGGCAUAAGUUACCUAGUUUACGACUCGGCCAUACCCUGGGCACUCGACAUAGCCAAACAUCUAGGCCUCCCUGCAGCUGCAUUCUUCACUCAAUCAUGUGCUGUUGAUACCAUCUACUACAACGUUCAUGAAGGAUUGGUGAAGCUUCCACUUGCCGAGUCCUCUUUGUCCAUUGAUGGCUUGCCACUGCUUCAAGAAUGCGACCUGCCAUCAUUUGUUUAUGAUAUAGGAUCCUAUCCAGCCCUCUUACACACUUGUGUUAAUCAGUUCUCAAAUUUCAUGGAAGCUGACUGGGUCUUUAUUAAUACUUUCACUAGCUUAGAAGAUGAGGUACUUAACUGGAUGGCCAGCCAGAGACCGAUCAAGGCUAUUGGACCUGCAAUUCCAUCAAAGUACCUAGAUAAACGAGUGGAGGAUGACGAAGAGUAUGGCUUACACCUCUUCAAGCCGGAGAUCGACAUUUGCAUUAAUUGGUUAAACUCAAAGGAAACUGGCUCAGUUGUUUAUAUAUCAUUUGGAAGCCUGGCGGCCUUAGGAGAAGAGCAAAUGCAGGAGCUCGCAUCCGGCCUACAGAGCAGCAACAGCUACUUCCUGUGGGUAGUUAGAGAAACUGAACAGAAAAAGCUUCCUGCCAGCUUCAUAGGCGAGACUUCAGACAAGGGGCUGGUAGUUUCAUGGAGUCCUCAAUUAGAAGUUUUGGCUCACGAGGCAGUGGGUUGCUUCAUGACUCACUGCGGUUGGAAUUCAACGCUGGAGGCGUUGAGCUUGGGGGUGCCUAUGGUAGCAGUGCCGCAAUGGACAGACCAAACAACUAAUGCAAAAUAUGUUACGGAUGUGUGGCAGGUCGGAAUCAGAGCUAGGAAGGAUGACAAAGGGAUCAUCACCAAGGAAGAGAUACAACGGUGUAUAAGGGAAAUCAUGGAAGGAGAUAAAAGUAAGGAUAUUAAAAAGAAUGCAGAGAAAUGGAAGAACCUGGCUGUGGAGGUAGUUAAUGUCGGUGGAAGCUCAGACAAGAACAUAAGAGAAUUCGUAGCAAAACUUACAUGCAAUUAGCAGUCAGUUACUUUAAGUUAGUAAGUGCACCAUGCACAUUCCCCUUUAGCACUACAAUAAGAAAAGAAAGUGCAAGCGCAACCCCCACUCUCCACCCUGUGUAUUUCCAUCCUUUCUAUUUCUGAAAAACAGAGUACUGUAGUACUUAUCCCAAAUGAAAUAAUCAAGCAAAUUAAACCAUUCAUAAU
Theobroma cacao (cacao) is the source of this 1705-nucleotide messenger RNA. Its product is annotated as mogroside I-E synthase-like. NCBI's taxonomy places the organism in Eukaryota, Viridiplantae, Streptophyta, Magnoliopsida, Malvales, Malvaceae. The record is from RefSeq and is a predicted model, not a curated record. Gene Ontology annotation, molecular function: quercetin 3-O-glucosyltransferase activity; quercetin 7-O-glucosyltransferase activity.